Molecule: messenger RNA, 2290 nt
Organism: Lepus europaeus (European hare)
Lineage: Eukaryota; Metazoa; Chordata; Mammalia; Lagomorpha; Leporidae
Exons: 10
Coding region: 1-1215 (404 amino acids)
Biological process (GO): protein phosphorylation
Molecular function (GO): protein kinase activity; ATP binding
Source: RefSeq, a predicted model, not a curated record
AUGGAUUUCUGUUCCUCCCACCCAGUCUGUGGGAGGCUGCUUCAGCCGCUGGAGCAGACUAGUACACCAGUGGAACAAGGCAAGGAGUCUCUCUCGUGGGAAAGAGAACAGUCAGGCCCUCUUAUCACCUUCUCCACUGAUGGUGUCACUGAUAGAGAAUGGCUGAGCUAUAUGGGCUGCUCACUCAAACUCGACACAGGGACAUUGUACGGGGAGACGUUUUCCUUCGAUAUGAUUAGCAUUGUGUUCAGAGCAACGUGUAGCCACAGCUUUAAAACGUGCCAGGCCCGGCUACUCCGAGGACAGCGCCUCCCGCCAGACUCAGGCGACUUCCUUGACCGACAACCCGAGAGACAACCAGCCGGCCCGCCCCGCGGAAGCGCGCCAGUCGCAGGCGCUAGGAGCUGGCGCGGGUCGCUAGGGGAGCGGGCAGAUUUGAAGAGCCCUUGGGGACUGCAUGGGUGGAGCCCAGCUGUGUGGGAGCCCAGCAUGGAUGACUACACAGUCCUGAGGGUGAUCGCUGGAGGACAUCUAUAUAUUGUGAUGGAAUAUUGUGAUGGAGGGGAUCUAAUGCAAAAGAUUAAACAGCAAAAGAGAAAGUUAUUUCCUGAAGAUACGAUACUUAAUUGGUUUACACAAAUGUGCCUUGGAGUAAAUCACAUUCAUAAGAAAUGGGUGCUACACAGAGAUAUCAAAUCCAAGAAUGUCUUUCUCACCCAAAAUGGAAAAGUAAAAUUGGGAGAUUUUGGAUCUGCCCAUCUUCUCUCUGAUGACAUCUGGUCCUUAGGAUGCAUUCUGUAUGAACUCUGUACCCUUAAGCAUCUGAUCAUCUCAGAAUAUGGUGAACAGAUACUAGAAGAAACCAAAAACUCUAAGCAUAAUGCACCAAGAAAAAAGGCAGACACCAGCAGAAUCAGGAUUGCUUUGGGAAGUGAAGCAAACUCCACGGCCAGCUCUCUGCUGUGGCCCAGGAGUGCAGUGGAGGAUGGCCCAGGUCCUUGGGCCCUGCACCUGCAUGGGAGACCAGGAGAAGCACCUGGCUCCUGCCAUCGGAUCAGCGCGGUGCGGCGGCCAUUGGAGGGUGAACCAACGGCAAAGGAAGACCUUUCUCUCUCUCUCUCUCUCACUGUCCACUCUGCCUGUCAAAAAAAAAAAAAAAUUGGAAUAUUGGAUGAGUACAAGGAUACUUCACUAAAUAUAGUAAUUCAAAUUUGAAACAUAUUUGAGCCAGUAAUUCAAAUUAUAUAAUUCCUUUUUUCAAUAAUUAAGGAAUAUAUCUUUUUCUUUUGUCUAUGUUUUUCAAAUUCUCAAAUGGGUAUGUGUAUUUUAUAACUCAAGUGUGUUUUCUUCAUUUAUAAUCAAAUAAAUUAUCGAUAUAUUUUUGGUGAAUUUAUCUGAUCAUCCAUUAUUAGUAAAACUUGCUUUUGUUAUUUGACUAGAUGAUGCUAUCACUUAAAGUCUGAUAUGACUUUGAUAUGCUUUAUCCCCAUCAAAACUCAUGCGGAAAUUCAAUUCCCAAUGUAGUGGCAAUGGGAAGUGGGGACCUUGAAUUUUGACUAGGUUGUUAAGGCUGAACCAUCAAGAAUGGAUUGAUAGAGUCAUUAGAUUUCUCACUCUUACAGAACUAAAUUAAUUACUGCUAUGAAGGAAGCCUGGUGCCUUCCCUCACUCUCUUGAAUAUUUGCUCCUCCUGCACACAUCUAUUUGUUCUUCUAAUUUCUACCAGGAUUUAAAGCAGCAUUUGACCCUCACCAGAUGUGGCUGCCCAAUUUUAGAUUUUCAUAUCUUCAGUACCCUAAACCAAACAUAAAAAUCUUCUCUUUAUAAAUUACCCAGUCUCAUACAUUCUAUUGCAACAUCAUAAAAUGGAUUAAGAAGAUGCUCUUAUAUAGAUGUAUACACAUUCCUUAUCAAAAAUUAAUACAAUAUCUUUACCUUCAAUUCUCUUUGGUUUUCAUAAAAUUAACUCUUACCAGUCAACUGCAUAUCUGUGUUAGAAAGAUGGAACUAAUUAAAAUUAUAGAGAUAAUGAAAUGCCGAACUGACCCUGUCAUUGUUAUUUGUCAUACCAGAAACAAAAUUAAUAGAAUGAUUUGUAAUACGUGAUUUGAUAAAGAAACCAUACAUGCUUGCAUAAAUAUCUCUAUUAUGAAAAUAUAUGAAAUAUGAUUUGAGUUGUAGAAUCAUUCAAGCUAAAGACAGAUACAAAACACCAUUGCAUUUUCUAUAUUGCCCUACUUUCUAAUAAAUUGAAAAUGUUUUCUUUUUAAAAACCACAAUUAACCAUGUG